AUGAGCGAUGACAAGCACUCGUGCGAUCUCGUCGAGCUGCAUGACGGCAAUACCUCGGUCACGAUGUACCGUGCGGCGUCGCUACUGGAUGACGAUUGCUGUCGGCCGCACGCACUCGACAGUCGAAUCCACACGGUGUCUAUGGCGUCGCUUUUUCUGCCAGCGCACCCGUUGAGCAACACGCACUGCAUCGGCACGCACCGAACCGAUAGUAUUCCCGUCGCGACCGGCAUUCGCAUGCCGUAUGUUGAUGCUGAGUCGCCGAGUGAGAUUCCGGUGAAACGUAGAGACUGCGCACUGGUGUUGUUUCACCCAAUUCGUACCGCGACAGACCUCGUCGCUGACGUGACGAACGACGCAGCCUGGGUUGACGCUUACCGACGAUGGGAGCCCACGCGAUUGGGCUUCGUCUCCCAAUUCAUGGCAAACAUGGACGACUUCUACCGUGUCGAGAAGCAGACACAAGAUGCUGCUGCCAGCGAGCACGACAACGUCGACAUGUUGGGCGAGAACGACGACGACGUCAUGGGGACUCGUCAUGAAGUCGAGGCAAUGGUCGAUGGAAGCGAGCCGGCAUGCGAGGAUCCUUCUGGUGACGAGUUCGAUGCCUGCGUGAUCGGGGACAAGAUCCCAGUCGUUCUGACGACGACGCAAUCUAGCACGUCCGCAGCCUCCUCGACAACUGUGUACCACCCGCUGCUGAUGCCUGUCGCCCAGACAACCGCCAGCACACUUGCCACAUUAUCCCAGGCACCGGCGUUUACCGUUGAGGAACUCAGUCGAUAUGAAGUCAUCGAGUUGCUCUCGAAAGCGCUUGACCCAGCUGCUGCGAUAUGGGUUUCAAGUGAUCGCCAACGCCAACAUGCGGACGUCAACCAUUACGCAACAAUUGCCGAGGUCCCAUGCGCGUUUACACUUAAUCAAAGGCAGCACGCCGCAUUCACGAUCAUCGCGACUGCGCUGCUACGAACGUUUCUGCGGCAGGAGUAG
Messenger RNA from Phytophthora nicotianae INRA-310, 990 nucleotides. RefSeq lists its product as hypothetical. The record is from RefSeq and is a predicted model, not a curated record. Lineage: Eukaryota; Oomycota; Peronosporomycetes; Peronosporales; Peronosporaceae. The transcript has 3 exons. Bases 1 to 990 code for a protein of 329 amino acids.